AUGCGGGUGCAACAUACGGCACAUUCUAUUGGAUCGUUCCCCGUAUGCUCAGCUGCUUUUCUAUCGCCGACGGAGCUCGUUCUCGGUGGGGGCGGAGGCCAAUCCCGGAGCGGUAUCAAGAACAAGCUGAAAAUUUAUAACAUCCAGAGUCAUGAUAAGCUGGAGCUUGUUGACGAGUUUGAACUGGAAAAAGACGGCGAUGCACCUAUGAGCAUCGCUUCUCGCCUUUCCUCAAACGAAAUCGUAUGUGGAAUUAACAGCACGUUGGAGAAGCAAAAGAAUGGCCAGAACGAGAAUUGCCGACUGUUCGCUUUCAGGGACAAGAAGUUGUCUCCUGUGCGGUCCAAGGGGACCUUGACAAGCCCGGAUAAUCUCGAUGACUACCAGAAGGUCACCACCAUAUCUCCGGAUGGUGCAUUCGUAGCUGUCGCAGGGGAGCACGACUUCGCUUUGCUGACGUAUCCCGAACUAAUCUUGGCAGCAAACUCCAUCAAGGUCCCCAAGGCCGACAUUUACGAUGCCACGUUUGCCCUCACCACGCUCAUCAUCGCAACAACGGUCAACCUUCUUAUCUAUUCUCUUCCAAAACCGUCCGACGCCAAGGGAAAAGGCAAACUCGCCGACCUUGAACUCAUCCAGACCGUCGACCGGCCUCCUCUAGCCGGCGGUGACGCAGGGAGCAGUUUCCGCGCAGCGAGGUUUCAUCCGAACGACUAUGAGCUGUUAUUCACCCUUUCAAACACGGUUCCUGCGCGCAGCUCCGGCAGGGGCAGAUCCAAGCAGGCACCCCGUCUGGCAUACGUUUGUAAAUGGGAUGUGAAGACGUGGAAGGUGAAGUCCAUGAGGAAGGUCGGAGACAAGGCAGCAACCUGCUUUGACAUGAGUGCGAACGGCAAACUGCUUGCAUACGCCUUGUCGGAUUACACGGUCGGCGUGCUGGACGCCGAUACCUUAGCACCCUUGAUAACAAUCCUCAAAGCCCAUGAAUGGGCGGUAACCGCCAUCAAAUUCAAUCCCACCGCGAGUUUGCUUGUCUCUGGUAGCACAGAUAACACUGUUCGUGUAAUUGCCCUUCCUGAGAACAUAUCUAGUUCCUCCUGGUCAACCGUUGUAGGAUUCAUCGUGGCUAUCCUUGUUGUCCUUCUCGCCAUCCUGGCCAAUCAAAUGUAUGGCCCCGGGUUUGAGGGUUUGAAAUGGUAG
Messenger RNA from Punctularia strigosozonata HHB-11173 SS5, 1200 nucleotides. RefSeq lists its product as uncharacterized. Gene Ontology annotation, molecular function: GTPase activator activity; guanyl-nucleotide exchange factor activity; protein binding. NCBI's taxonomy places the organism in Eukaryota, Fungi, Basidiomycota, Agaricomycetes, Corticiales, Punctulariaceae. The record is from RefSeq and is a predicted model, not a curated record. Gene Ontology annotation, biological process: protein secretion. Bases 1 to 1200 code for a protein of 399 amino acids. Gene Ontology annotation, cellular component: endoplasmic reticulum membrane. The transcript is spliced from 9 exons.